UAGACAAAUAUUUUUUGGUCAAAGUGAAAAACUUGCCUAAUUUGAAAAUUACCCCCUUCUUCUCGGAGCUAUCUAGGCUUCAAGCCUUCAAGAAUACGAAAGAUUCUUAGAUUGGGUACACUUGAAUCUUCAAAUUGUGACCAAUCUUUUUCAAUUGAUUUCGGAAAAUCAUAUCAAUAAUCAAUGGGGAGGAGGAUUGGAGGAAGGAGCGUCGACUGGCGGGCAUGAGUGCAGCUGGUCGUAGAGUUAAACUUGAUCUGUUCGCGGAACCCUCUGGAGAUGUGGGUGCCUCCUCUACCCAGGGUAAAGUUGGAGAGAAUUGUGACACCGAAAAUAGUGUGGGGUCACCCAAUUCACCAUCAUCAUCAGGUGGGUUCUGUCAGUUUUCUUCAAAAAGGACUGCUGUUUGUAGAGAAGACAUGAUUUGACCGCCUAAAAUAUUGGUGGAAAUUGUUGAUUUCUUCAUACAAGACAUGUUUUUUGCACACCCGAAAGAUUUUGUUUUCAGAUUGUAGGGCAGCUGUGGUAUUUGAAACAAUCAUUUGGUAAUCAGAUUACAUCAACCCUGCCACAGGGAAUUAUGAUGAAAACUUUCAACCUACCCUACUUGGUGGUAUCAAAGGAAGUUUGGAGAUCUCAACAAGGAGUUUUUGCCCAUUGGACAGGAACCAGGGAAUCCUCUCCUGCUGCUUGAGCAGUAUAGUGAUGACGAAUUGGAUGACAAUUCAAAUGAAGGAAAAAAUCGAGCAGUUGCCGAGGACCCAUCUCACCAUCUGUUGACAUUGAUGGCCAGAUGAUUUGCACAAGCAUUACCUAUUUUUCUUGCAUGAUGUCACAUGUUUAAAUGGCAACUGUUGUGUUCUAGAACCAGUGCAAGAAUUUUCAAUCCAGCUCUUUUAGUGUAGCGGGAAACUUGUCAUGCCUUUUUGUUGACUUUUGGUUCUUAUAUUUUCUUAAUUAAUUUGUCUCGUAUUCAUCUUCUGAUUCUUGUCAAAUGCUGUUUUAAUUGGGUCUCGAUUCUAUAGGCUUUCUGCAUCACUGGCAUUUCAUUCUUUGUAUAUUGGUUGUAUCCUAGCCCAUCAUACCUCUUUUGCUUUUAGUUUUCAUGAUUGCUUUUAUUUUCUGAGACGUGCUUCUAGGUGGAAAAUUUUGGUGACUGCCAGGUUUUUUAUUUUACAAGUGCCAUUAGCAGGUGUCUCAUGCUGUCUUUUUUCUUGCUUCAUUGCAUUUAUACUCUCUUUUUCUCAGAUGAAAAUUGCUGCUGGGGAAGAAAGUGGAGAUAUUGGCACCAACGAUGGGAAUGAGCAUUUUGUUCUAAAGUUGGAAGAGUUUGUGAUAGAUCAUGAUUCUACUUCUGCGAAUGGUUUUCAGAAAUUCAAUUCGAGACAGUGAGAUUGUAGAUUCUGGUGAUUUGGACGGAGGCACAAAUCCAGCAGAAGAAGUUACAUAUCCUGAAGUGUCUGAUAUGCAAGUUGUUGGAUAUGUGAGUACAGGCUCGAAGGUCGUGUGGCAUGAAGAAAGUAAUCAAUCUUAUUAUUGGUUGCACUCUAAGGGGCAGAUGAAACAACUUGAAGUAGCCAUAGGUGAUGUUAUUCCAUGAUAAUGCACUGACGAGUGAAGUUGUGGUUUCAAAUAAAUCAUUUGAAGGCAUUGGCGAUGCAGUUGUUUCUAGUGAAAAGAAGCCAUUGUUUCCUGUUGUAGUUACUCAAGCUUCUGACUAUGCUGCUCAAGACUCAUAUUUUAAAUCUUAUGGUAACAGUGCCAUUACUGCUGGACAUGUUCCCUCAAGUGAGCAUCUUACUGCACAUUCAUGUUUAGGUAAUAGUUCAGGAAGAAUCAGUGAAGUCGGUGGACUUGCAAUUCAUAGUGACUUCACCCCCAAAACUAUGCUUCAUUCUAUGGAAGAAGUAGACAUGGAUGUGGACAUAGAAGUUGAAGAUACAGUUGCUUCAGCAAAGUCACCUCUUCAAGAUGCAUCAGGUGCUGAACCUAACCUCCCAUCAGAGCGAUUAAAUUUGCAUAAUCUACUUGCUGAUCAGGACUUUUCAGUGAAGGGGAAAUAAUUAGAUCUCGAGCCUCCUCCCCUGCCACCUGAUGAGCUUCCUGAAACCUCUUUCCUUCUACCAUCUCAUCUAGAGUUAGGACAACCUUUUACAUAUACUGAACAGUACAACCUGUCAUAUCCUGACAGCAGUAUUGAAUACUAUGGGCAAACGAACACGGAACUUUCUGGUGCUAGUCUCUACACACAUGCCGAGGGAGGUCAGGUAGCUGCCUCCCAUCUACCAGAUUAUUAUGACAAUGUCUCCAAUGUUGAUGUGGACAUCCUUCAUCAAGCCAUUUGUUUGGGCCUUCUUAUCUUCCAUUUAUUUUAGGUCUUAUAUUUUAUUGGGCUUGUAUAUGGGUUUAGCCCAAACCCUCAAAUUAGGUUAAUUAUUUUGUUAUUUAUAUGGUUGUAAUUGGAUUGAAAAUCCGUUGAUGAAUUGAUGAAUUAAAUUGCUUGGUUUGUUGCCGAA
Olea europaea var. sylvestris is the source of this 2516-nucleotide messenger RNA. RefSeq lists its product as uncharacterized. Lineage: Eukaryota; Viridiplantae; Streptophyta; Magnoliopsida; Lamiales; Oleaceae. The transcript has 3 exons. The coding region runs from base 1587 to 2063 and encodes 158 amino acids. The record is from RefSeq and is a predicted model, not a curated record.